This is a messenger RNA of Toxoplasma gondii ME49, 8422 nucleotides long. RefSeq names its product ion channel protein. The coding region runs from base 346 to 7968 and encodes 2540 amino acids. NCBI's taxonomy places the organism in Eukaryota, Apicomplexa, Conoidasida, Eucoccidiorida, Sarcocystidae. The record is from RefSeq and is a predicted model, not a curated record. Gene Ontology annotation, cellular component: membrane. The transcript has 9 exons. Gene Ontology annotation, biological process: potassium ion transport.
CGAGAACGCAAUAUCCUGGGUUCCAGACGAACGACGUUGCAUUUUCCCGCGUUUGUCCGUAGCAUUCUUCAACUUUACCCUCCCGUAUCCGUUCUCUCGUGUGUUUCCGUGUUUCUGUGUCCGUCUCGGUGUGGUCUUUUCUCUCUUUCCGGAGUCUCCUUUCGCUGGGUUGCUUCUCCAUCUCACGGGGUGAACUUCAUUCCUCUUCUUUCGGAGUCCUCCUGGUGUCGUUUUUCAUCCGCGUGCGGUCCUUCCGUCUUCCCAAAGAGUUUUUCUACAGCUCCUUUCCUCUGUUGUUUACCUUGAGCUACACCUCUCAUAAACAUCUUUCGACCAGCGAAGAAGAUGGGACUGCAAGUGGAAACGCAGUCCUUUCUGCUACGGCAGAUUUUCCGCCUGGUGCUGGACUGCUUGGUCGUGGGGGUAUUUCUCGGUUGCAUGGCGUACAUUGCAACGGUUGAAAACACGUGGACAACAGUGUCGGCGCGCUUUGUGCCGUCACUCCUGGGGUGGGCCACUUUCCUUUCCUCGAUUUUUAUCUUCGAGCCCCUGUACCAGCUGUAUGACGGGAUAACGACGGGGCAGUGGCCGUCGUGGAUCUCGCGGCCAGGUGCGGAGGCACACAUGCACGGGCAGUUUUCACUGGAGAAGAGAUCUGGGAUGAAGGCCCGCGAGGAGAACCUUGUGGAACCCGACUCGCAGAAGGCUUUGUUCCGCACGAAGCACAAAGCACUGCGCUUCAACCGACUCGUGACGGACUUCAAGAUGCGCCGGAAACUCAAGUUUCGCCAGGGCUUCGUCAAGGCAUCGGUGGUGCGUGUACUCUACUGGCAUCACCUGAUCCGACACCGGAUCCACCGCGUUAGCAGCAGGCCUUCCUUCGCUCUCGCGACCGUCGUCUGGAACUUCGCGUGGUCUGUGUCAUGGUGCCUGACGCUUCAGCGCUGGCGCCGAGACAGCUACGACGACCAGUGGGACUUCAGCAUGCUCCACGGGUCGGACUACGCGACGCAGGAGUUCUUCCUGUCUGCGGCCACUCUCGAGUUCCUCAUGAUCUUCCUCCAACAGACGGAGAUCCUGCAGAUGCUCCUGUGGCCGUCGUUCUGGAUCGAAAUGUUCACGCUGCCGCCACUCACGGUGCUCGUCUACUUCACCUUCACGUCCGUUUUCUUGAACCACUUCAUUGCAGCAGAGAUCCUCCUCCUCACGGGCUGGCUGCGCUGGAUCAAGACCUUCUUCAUGACGCGCUUCAUCAGUGCGUCGGUCGUCUGGGGCAACGCGACCAAGGGUCAUGUCGUCCAGCUCGUUCUCGGAAUCAUUUUCCUGCUCACAGCCUUCGCUGCCGCCAUGUUCACGUCCGACGGCGUGAAUCCCGAGUCGAUUGGCGACCUAGACCGGAACGUGUACACCCUGAAGGAGAUGUUUAACUUUUGGUACUUUGGAGUCGUCACCAUGUCCACCGUCGGGUACGGAGACAUCUCGCCGCGGACGAUGACGGGGCAGUGCUUCUGCAUCGCCUUCAUCGUCACCGCCUUGAUUUGGCUGCCCAGCGAGUUUGGUCGCCUCAUCGAGUCCCUGACGUCGCGGAGAAAAGUCUGGGGGCGUCUGCCGCUGCGAAUCGACCACACGGCCUUCGUCCUCCUGCUCGGCGACGUCGAACCCGCCCAGCUGUCCACCUUCUUGCAGGAGGUGCGGCUGCGGAGAGCUGUGCCCCCGAAGAUCGUGGUCCUGAGCAACCACCAGUUCGAGGACUACCGGAACCAGAUGGAGGAGGCGCAGAGCGGCCAGAUUCGUCUGUGUCUCGUCACGGGCGAGGCGGGAAUCGGCGGCGACCCUUCGGACCUUCUCAUGGUCCAGCCGAACCACUCGCAGGGGGUCUUCGUGCUCUCUUCUCCGUCCGCACUGACGGCGUACUACGACCGCCAAACGCUCACGAGGCUCCUCAGUUUGAUGCGGCUCCGAAUCGACCCGUCCCACGUCGCCGUGCAGCUGUGCACGAACGUUUGCGCCAACAUUAUCGCCUCCAUGGGCUGUCUGAACUACUCAAUUCUGAGCGACUUAAAGAUGGGUUUGAUUGCGAAGGCCCUCUGCGGCCACUCGGGCAUCAUUCCCCUCAUUUGCAACCUCUCUGGCAGCACCUAUCCAGAUGUGCCUCUUGGGAAGCUCACGAAGCAGUUCCCGCCCGAAACACUUCCUGGCCUCUGCGAAUAUGUCAAAGGCGCCCUGCACUCCUUGUACGCCUUUCGCGUCCCGCCCUGCAUGUUUGGGGUCCCCUUCGAGGAGAUCUGCCUUGGCUUGUACUACUGUGCAAACAUCAUCUGCGUCGGGAUCGAGCGCGACCCGGAGCCCAGACGUGUCGAUGACGAAACCGCUUUCGGGUGCGGCAUAGGCUGCGCGAAUGUCGGCACUCUCUGCAAGCGCAUGCUCGAAAGGAAGCCCCAGAAAAAGUCAAACCGUCGCCGCGCGUCAGCCAGCUCCGUCUCGCCGGCAAACAGUUCCAUGCCGCUCUGCUUGGCCUCCCAGUCCUCAUCGGACUUCCAAACUCUGACGCCCCGCUCCAGAGACGGAUCGCCUGGCGUGCGAGGCGAGGGGGCCCUCCCGCGGCAGGGUUUGCAGGCAGACGGCGCUCAUGACUCCGACGGGUCUCGCCAUGUCAGUUUCUUACCCUCAGGCAACGCUGUGAACGCCAGGACUCGUGCGCGGGCCUCGCCGACCCUACGAGCACGCAAGCGAGCCGGGGGAAGCGGCUCGGACUCCGGCAGCCACGGCGAGCAGAGGGAAGACCAGCGGUCUCACCCAGACGGCUUGUCCCCAGAGAGAAGGCACACUUCCGUCUCUGGCCUUAAACAGCCGAAGGCAGCGCCUCAUUUCUGUCCCUCGCUGUCUUGUUGUUCUUCCGUCCUCACUCCGGAGGAAGCGAAUUCGGACUCGCACAAGACCCAGUCGAGCCCCAGAGACCCCGGGCUUCCCUUCUACGGGCCUUCUGCGGCUCAAAAGAUCUCCUUCUGGGUCAACCCCGCAGGCGCGCACUACUGCCUGAGUGAGGGAGACAAGUGCGUGAUCAUCGCGCCGUCGGUGGGCGCCGCCGAGUUCCUCGAGUCCGCCACAGUGGUCCCGUGGUCCCAUGUUUUCUCGUCGCCUUUGGGGCGCUUCGUGGACCUGCUGGCGACUCAGCCGGCGCGGGCAGCGGCGCAGGCGGCGGGGCAGGCAGUUGCUUUGGCUGUGGACGCGAAGGAAGCGAUGCAAGUGGCAAUCACGGCCACGAAGGAUGCCGUCGGGAACGUGGCGAGAACGGGGUCUGACGAUGAAGGUUCCGCUGUGUUGAGCGCCCGCGAUGACGACAUGUUGUCGAAGAAAGCAGGAGGGACUGGAACUCAGGUGACGCAGACACUGUCGCCGAAGAAGCACAGAGAACGCCCAAACCCACCCGGCGGCGUCGCGGGCGGCGCUCGCGGGCUGACAGGGGUCGGAGGUGACCCGGCGACGCCCCAGGAAGGGAAGCGCGAUAAGAGCUUCCUGGACAAACCGACGCAAGCCAAAACAGUCAAAGGGCCGCCGGACAGCCAAGGCCAGGGAGACAGUGCAGGGAACGUGCAGAAGGAAGGCAGUCAGGAAGGGAACAAACUCCGGAAUGGUGAGGAGACAGCGCCGGGAGCGGACGGGCAGCACGAAGGCAGUCGACACGUUUCCGGCUCAACUCACGAGAAGCGUGAGGUUGAAGAAAGCCAGGUGCGCGGCCGCAGUCAGCCGCGAGAAGAAACCCCAGCCUUGGGCAUGGACGCAGGUUCACUCGUCGCCACAGUCGACGGACUUCAAAGGCUCCGGGGCCCAGACGAAAGGAAGCAGAGCAGGCUGAGCGAGGGAAGCCUGCAGUGGUCACGGACAGGCGAGCGAGAGAAGACUAAGACAGCGGGAGAAGAGAAGUUGGAGCCACGUGGGCAAGCGAAGCAGUUCUCGCCUGCUGCUCAGCCCUCGAUGGCUUUCCCCCAUUCUUCUUCGACAGAGUGGGGUGACGGUCUCACUCUCGAAAACGGCGCAUCCGGAGCCCCAGUCUCUGACAGUCGGCUGUCUCUUCGCCCUGGGAACUCCAGAGCGGUUUGCUCGGCCUCCGUACGAGAGUCGCGUGACGCGCGUCCCGAAGCUCAGCAGCGCUUUUUUUCGAAUCCAGAAGACAAGGCCUUUUCCACGGACCGCUCGGCCAGUUUUACAUCUUCCCCAGGCAGAAAAAGGCAGAGAGGAGAGUCGAAUAACGUCGAGGCUUCUUACUCGUUCCCAAGCCCUUCUUCACGCAAGUCGUCGUGGGAGGCAGAGCCUCACUCACCUUCUUCGUGUUACCGCCCUGCCUAUUCAGUCCAUCCUCAGGCGCCUUCCGACUCGCCUGCAGUUUCGUCUGCCGGGUCUCCGUCCAACUGUCCGAAGCAGUCAAUCCCGUCGCUGCACUGCCUAACCCCUCCACCUUCUGGCUUGACCGCUCUUGCCGCAGACGGGAGGGCAGCUUCAGAAGUUUCCGCGUCUUCAAUCGGGGCGCUCGCUCCUCGCCUUCUCCCGCUCCAUUUUGCCCAGCCUGCGUUUCCCCUCGACGGCGAUAGGGAGCCGGCAAACGUAGAGAACGUGGCGUCUUCACUGAACACAGAGAGACCGAGUGAGGCGUCGAGUUGGACGCUCGACGAGGGUGGUGGCUAUGUCUCUUCGCGGGAGCUGAAUCGCGGCAGGCGCUCUCACGAUCACCUGCUCAGAGGAGAGCGAGACCGCGACGAACCAGGCUUGAAAACAGGGAGAAGCUGGGCAAAGAUGCCGGCAGCCAUACCCUCGCCUCUGCAGCUCCGAGAGGGAAGAACAACCGAGAUCAGUCCGUCUGCAGCUGCCGGCGCCAGCACUGUCAUCAAGAGGCUGUUCAGCGCCGCCGCGGGGCCAGGAAUUUCUGACCGCCAUCCCAUCCAGGCCUGGGAUGAUGGAGGGGAUGAAGAAGCGACCGUUCCCGUGGUACACGUCGGUGACCAAGAGGAUGAUGACCGUGAUCUGGAUCCGCUAUCCGUCGGGUGUGCAGAAGGGGGACAUGCAAGCACGAAGGUCGUUUCUUCUUUUCCAGAGGCGGAAGACGACCCCGGGGAAGCGGAACGUAGUAUAGACGCAUUUAAGAAACACGGGUCCAGACAUAGUGGACGAGACGUUCCGGAGAGAGGCAUUUCUCGGGAUGCUGCCGCGCGAGACGAAGGUGGAGUGACGGCUGAUCCAAGGAGAAGCGCGGCUGUAGCGGGAAACGGGGAUUCGGACGCCUCCGAGGACUCGAGCACUGAUGAGUCUGACAUUUUCGCAGAGCCUAAUAAAUCGUAUUCUGACCAGAUCUUUGCGUCGAGCUACCAGGAAGCCCGUCGUCUUAUCUUCUUCAACCCUGACCGGCCUCUUAUUCUCAUUUGCGGAUGGCCGAAACACAUCGGAGGCUUGCUGAUGAAGAUUAAAGCUAUCGGCGGGUGGAAUGUUAUCGUUCUCACUGCAGAGGCGCCGCCGCCUUGGGGAGACUUGCGCUACGUGCUCCCGUUCCGAAGGUUCACAGCCAUCGUUCAAGCCCGGCCGCUUUCCGAGAUUAAUCUCGUCAGGGCAGGCGUUCUGGACGCUAAGCGCUUCUUUAUUUUCCCUCUCGGGCUCGACAACACACUGACCGCAACUAGUGAAUCAAUUGCGCAGCAGGAUGACCGCAAUGUCAUCCUCGUGUAUCUUCAAAUCAAGAAUUUGCUUCUUCAGAAAGCGGAUAUGCUUCUUCGUCUUCGCACAAGCUUGCCUCAGUGGCCGGGGGUUCCUGGGUGGCGAGGCCCGCCUCGCCGGUCGGGUGCGAAGACGGGUGAAGCUGCUGAAGCUCCUUCGAGAUCUGGAACGCGGAAUUUAAGGCGGAGGCGGCCUCAAAAGGAUUCCCCUGUGGCUCAGACUUCAGCCUGGCCAGCAAGGAACGACGGUGUGUUUGCUCAUCCGCUGUUUCAAAGGCAAGCAGUGCACCAGCAGUCGUUUCCUCUCUUGGACGAGGGCAGAACCGAACCGAGGGGCGAGACGCCAGAGCGUGAGCCUGUUUGUCCUCGGCAGACGCCUGCUUUUGGAAGUGAGGACAGCCUGAGGCAACAGUCACAGAAGCGUUUACGCGUUCUUCAAUCUGUUCACCGUACAGAUUAUUGUAGGCAAGAUGGUCCUGCGAAGACUGAGGACAGAGGAAAGGGCAGAGACCGUUUUUUCCACGAUGUCUCGCAACACAGUGCUUGUCCGGAAGGACGAAACAUAGAAGGCGGACUGCAACUAACAAAUUUCUUUCCCAGCCGACGUCACAGCUCGCUUCCAGUGUGUAUGAAAGAAGCGAAAGGCACAUGUGAUGAAGGCUGCGAAGAAAGGGACGGACAGCGCGGCUGGGAAUCUUGGGGAGUGCCCACCGAUCCAGAGUCAAGAGCGAAUGAGCAGCUCGGACACGGUCUCGAACAGUGCAGGAUUGUCUCAAAUCUCACUUCCGGAGAGAAGGCGAGAAGCGCUCUAGGGGACCUGCUUGCCUCUGCUACGGAAAGGUGUAGGGAGGAAGUCCAAAGUCGAAGACGUCCUUCAUCUGACCUCCGUCCAGAAGAAAAAGAGAAGGUCGAAGAAGCAGACACGAGUGUCAAGAGAGGGCAAAGCGACAGACAUCCCCAUGUCGACAGGGUAGGACAAGGCAGCACCUGGAAGGAGACGGAGGAUGAUCGUGGAGAGGAAAGCAAGAGGUCAAGCACAUGUCGGCGACGCCCUGCUGACUGUGGGUCCUCGGAUUUCCCGUUUGCAAGUGUCGGUUCGGCGGAAAUCAUGAAAAUCGCGUCGGAGGCGUCCCUGAAGACAGACUCUUCACCCUCUUGCCUCGACACAGAACUCUUGCCGCAAGAUUUUCUUCAUGGAAACCUUGAACUAGGGCGAGAAUUCUUGAGUGACAACUUGGCAAGUCCGGCGGGGUACACGGAUCGCGAAAGGGUCACCAGGGAAGGCAUGUGUGCAGCGGCUUCUACAGGGGCUCUUCAGAAUCGAGAAAGUCAACAUUUGUCUCCACCGAAACGACGAGGAGUCUCGUCUUCCCCAGCAUCAUCAUUGGCUGUCUCCAGCAGUUGCCGACGAAGGAUUACCGCGUGUCUUCGGCUGUCCAGAAUGGCGAACAACAGGGAGACAGGAGGUCACUCGGCAGCGCGUAACCGGAGCUGCGGAGAGACGACAGAUCAGCAAACGAGAAAGGAGAUCGAGGGGCGGCCGGCCGUCGCUGAAUUUGACAACCCGGUCCGUUCCCACAAAGACAAAGGAGCACAUGCGAGCAACUGUGCUGAAAACGCUGCGUCCAGUGGCGAACACCAGGGCGCGUCGCCGCUUUCACGGCAUGCCAGACGAAACGCCUUGCAAAAUAUAGAGGCAAAAGAAGAAGAAGCGCUCAUGCUCGAGUUACAUGAUCAAAACAACUGGAGAUUUGUCAACGAUGAUGAAUGGAUCGACCGGAAUGUAAAGGAUUACCCCUGCUACAGCUCAGCUACUUACCUGCUCUCUCCAGAAUAUAUCAGUGGAAACCUCUUUGCGGAUAGAAUGAAUUUCAGUUUUCUUACGCAACACCCUGCCAUCUCCCCCUACUCCGUCACGCCGCAAUUCCUCUCGGAGCUUAUUGGCUAUGCUUUCACGGGCAAUUGGCCGGGUAUUCAACUGGAGUCCAUUCCACCCUCGUCCCUGGAAGAAGGCCUCACAUUCGGAGAUUUGUUUCGUACCCUGCUUCUGGACAAGAAGAAGAUCGCUGUCGGGUUGUACCGGUGCGGUGUAGGAUCACUCAGGAGUUACGUCUAUACAUGCCCGCCGCGGCAUUGCCUUCUAGAGUCGACAGACCGGGUGUUUGUUAUUCCAGUGGGCUUCCCGCGGCCUCCCUUGUCUCCGGAAAAAGUAAUAAAGAGAGUUAAUGCAUAUCUGGCAAAGACAGUGGCUGCUAACUCUAGAUAGGUUCAUCGUUGCAUGUCAGUCGAAGACCGCGACAACGUCGCGAUGCCCCCUCGCAAGAGUAGAGACGCGAACAGAAACUACGCCCAACAUACCGAAGGCACGAGACGAAUCCGCACAAGAAAAGGUGCUACUGAGCGUGACCAGAUCGUUUACGCUUCUCUGAAUGAGCAGAGCGUCCCCAUUAAUUCCGUGAUAACAGAGAUUCCAGAUUAUGGGCCCUGUUUGUGGGUUGUCUCAAAGGGCCAUAUUCUUCUCAAAAGACUGGCAAUGACGAGCGUGUGAGACUCCCCGUGCUCUUAACUGUAUCCUCCUACCCCUGGAAACGAUAUUUCCUGGGCAUGCUGCAGAGGCGUCAUGCAGGAUUCAAUAUGUGUGGUUGGUGUCCGUGUAAAAAGUGGUAUCUACUCUUUCUCGUGGUAGGAACAGCCACGGCAGGCAUUAUGCAACUAGGUUG